Molecule: messenger RNA, 4323 nt
Organism: Carcharodon carcharias (great white shark)
Lineage: Eukaryota; Metazoa; Chordata; Chondrichthyes; Lamniformes; Lamnidae
Gene: bnc1
Product: basonuclin 1
Exons: 5
Coding region: 250-3177 (975 amino acids)
Biological process (GO): regulation of transcription by RNA polymerase I
Cellular component (GO): nucleus
Source: RefSeq, a predicted model, not a curated record
CUCUGGAGGUGAGCAGGAAACCCAGCCUCCCCCCCCCACCCCCCAAAAAAACUCCAGAGAACACCAAGUGGGAGGGUCUCAGCCCACUCCCCUGUGCCGUGUCGGAGCAGAAACCAAAACCCAGGUUCAGACACCAUAAAGACACGUUGCUGGCUACUUGUACAGGCAGGCAGAGCUGAUGCAAAUCUUUUUAAAUCGGCGAGGAAUGGCCAAGUGGAUGGUAGCUGUAGAGAUUGAUCACUGCUGACCAUGUCCGACGCCAUUCGCUGCACACUGGUGAACUGUAACUGCGAGUGUUUUCAGGCAGGGAAGAUCAACAUACGUCAAUGUGACCAGUGUAAACAUGGAUGGGUGGUACAUGCUCUGGACAAACUGCGAGUGAAUCACCUCUAUCAACAGAGUCAGGUGGAGAUUGUCCAGUCUAACGUUGUUUUUGACAUUAGUAGCCUAAUGCUCUAUGGUACCCAGGCUAUUCCCAUCCGCCUCAAAAUCCUGCUGGAUCGUCUGUUUAGCGUCCUCAAGCAAGAAGAGGUACUCCAGAUCUUACAUUCUCUGGGAUGGACGCUUCAGGAUUACAUCCGUGGCUACAUUCUGCAGGAUGCCUCAGGAAAAGUGCUCGAUCGGUGGAGCAUAAUGACUUAUGAGGAAGAAAUGGUCUCUCUGCACCAGUUCCUUCGUUUUGGAGAAACCAAAUCCAUCGUAGAGCUCAUGGCGAUUCAGGAGAAGGAGGGACAUGCUGUUGUGGUCCCGCCUACCAAAAGUAACUCCGACAUCAGAGCAUUUAUAGAAAGCAGCAAUCAAACCCGAAAUCCUGGUCUAGCCACUCAUUCUGAAAAAGUGAACGUGAACAGUAUUCAUCACUUUGAGAACAUUGUAAACAACCUGGCAUUUAUGUUACCAUUCCAAUUCUUCAAUCCUAUCCCAAUGCCCCUUCUGGGGACAUCUCCGAACAGCUUCCUUCUUGAUCAAUCUCAAGAUAGACCACGAGAAACCAAGCAAGAAAUUCCAAUUCCUAUCAGUAAAAGUUUUCUUUUAAAUACUCAUGCUGAUUCUUUCCAGAGUGCUGAAGAAAACAGCCAGAAUUCCCAAGAGGACAUUAACCUAGAUCUGAAGAAUAAUUCCACCAAUGAGUCCAGCGCUGUGGCUUCUCCUUCACUCAGUGUAACACCAAAACACGAGCUCGAGCAAGCACAUGUGCCUUCUCAUACCAGAGUCAAAUCCAUGGAAAAGGCUAGUUGCCUAACAACCAAGGGACGUGUUUACUGCAGUGCAUGUGAGAAGACCUUUUAUGAUAAAGGCACGUUAAAGAUUCAUUACAAUGCAGUUCACCUGAAAAUUAAACACAGAUGCACAGUGGAAGGUUGUAAUAUGGUUUUCAGUUCCCUACGCAGCCGUAAUCGUCACAGCUCCAAUCCCAACCCCAGGCUUCACAUGCCAACCAUGAAAAACAAUCGUGACAAGGAUCUAAGAAACUGCUCUUUAACAACCGUUAUCCAGGUCAGUAACAAAAAACUUGACAUCGCUAACUGCCCUAGCACGGACACCUGUUCUCUGACAGGAUUUGAUAACCCCCGGGCAGAGUCGAGCCUUCAGAACAAUGCUCUGAGCAGCGUUCCUAACGCCGGGCAUGGCACCAUGUUUCAAAACCUGAAGACCGUGCAGCCAGUCCUUCCUUUCUAUCGCAGCCUUGUGACACCGUCUGAACUUGCUGUCCCUCCAGGCGCCCUCCCUUCUUUACCUGUCACAGCUCCUUCGAUCCCUGAGCAGCUUCCAGCAAGAGACCCAUCAAGGGAUCCCGUACCAAAAAAGAAGUCACGUAAAUCUAGCAUGCCUGUUAAAAUCGAAAAAGAAACUAUGGAAGAACUAGAGGACCCCGAAAGUGGAGCUCCUGACUGUGGCAUGGCUGCACAACUUAGAAGUGACAGUGAGUUUGAGGAUAUGAACAAUGGUUUAGAAGGAACUGAAAGCAGUUUCAAUUAUUUGUCUGAUACAGAAGAACAGAGCCUUAAAGUGCAGCAACAAGACUUGAUGAUUGCUAAUAUGCGAGCAAGUACUGAAGGAAAAUCAGACAAUGUCCCACUUCACUUGGAAAAUGGAGAUGCUUAUGUGAAGACAAAAACUGUAAUCAUUUCGUCCCUUGGGGAUGAGCAAAGGGAGUCUGAACCAGACAGUGGCGAGAACUUGGUAUCUAAAGCAGAAGGUUGGUUGCAGCCAACAAACACUUAUAAGGAAGUGCAGUGCAGGCUGAUCAAUGGAGACUUCAACAGUGCAUUAUUGCAUCAGAGGGCUGGUUCACCAUGUUCCGACAGUCCAGCGGUGAAUGGCUGCACAUGUCCGCAGCCAGUUGCAGAUAAGGGUACUUCUAAUCCUAACUAUUGCUAUGUCUGCAAGAAGGUGUUUAAAAGUUCUUACAGUGUUAAGUUGCAUUACAAAAAUGUGCAUCUAAAGGAGAUGCACAUGUGCACAGUUGGAGGUUGUAACGCAGCUUUCCCUUCAAGGCGCAGUAGGGACAGACAUAGUGCGAACAUCAAUCUUCAUCACAAACUUCUGACCAAAGGCUCAUAUGAGACUCAAACCUUCUUCACCAGCACCCCUAUAACAAAGGAACUUUGCAAAGAUGUUCUGGUAAGAACUCACAUGGGACAGACUCCAGUAACACUGAAAGAAAAGAGCAAAAAUGAACAUUUUGUGUUUUCUCUCAACAACGCUCAGGAGCAGUCCAGCGAUGCCCAAGGAGGAGAUGGGUUUUAUGAUGGGGCUGUGCUGGAUCUUAGCACUACAUCCAGCGUCAAGUCAGGAAGCAGUAUCCAUUCAUGGGAUUCAGAUGCCGGGAGUGAAGAAGGGGUUCCUGUAAAUGAUGUGGAAGGUUUUGAGCGCUCUGAUUUAAUGGUGAAAGAUAAGUUAUACCAGCUAGCUGCUGUGGUCAAGGAGCCUAUUGACCGUUUGAUACAAACCCCUUCUGCUAACUCACCAAUCAUGUGCAACAUCUGCCAGAAGAUGUACAGUAAUAAAGGGACCUUCAGGGCUCAUUACAAAACUGUGCACCUUCGUCAGCUGCACAAGUGCAAAGUGCCUGGUUGCAGCACCAUGUUCUCAUCUGUUCGGAGUCGAAACCGGCACAGUCAGAACCCUAAUUUGCACAAAGACACAUUUUGCAGCUCCAAAGAAAAUCACUAAACUUCCCUGACAUCUCUAAAGAUACUGGAUUUAAAAAUUCCUAUUGAUUUGUCUAACCGGCAUUCGUUAUAGCGAAAGAUAGAAAAUUUUGGAAACUUUCAAGAAACUGCCAAGACUUUUUGUAUUGUGUGGCAAUAUCAACACAUUUUACUGCCUUCUGUGGUCCUCCAAAUGUUUCAAACUUUCUUGUUUUAUAGGUGAUGAAGAUGGGAAUCAAGUGGACCUCAUAGUCCCCUAAAACUUCAAUUUUAUGAAUUAGAUUUUUUUAAACAGCAUGAAAGGCUCUUUGUUGCAAUUCUUUGAUUAUCUGGAUCAAAAGGCACUUUCGAUACUUGCUUUUGGCUCUCGCUCUGUUUGAUUAAAGAUGCCUUUUCAUGUGCACUUAUGCCACCUUUUUCACAUUCCAGCUUCCUGAUUAAAAAGUUUCUUCACUUAUGGAUUGGCAAACGAGGCACAAAAACAUGACCAGAUGCAACCCAUACAUUCCACUUCAACAACAACCUGAGUCUUCAGAACUAUGAUUCCAAUUUACUUCCACAAUGUUAUUGUCGAGAAGUUUUCCUGAGAUUCUGUUACUGUGAAUGUAACUCCCAAUACACAGAACACAAAAAAAACCAAUCAUUUAAUUAAGGCCCUUUUGUUGAGUGAUGGUUCCUCAAUCUGAAUAGGUUGCGUUUAGGCAAAGUGAAGGCUCAGAGAGAACUGAAUUGGAACAUUUUUUUUCGGAUUUUGGUAAGGCUUUGUGAGGUAUAUUGAAAUUAAGGAUGUAACGUGUUUUUCUGGUUGAUGUUUUUGUUGGUGCUUUUAACUUAUUCCAUAACAUUGUAAAUGUUCGACCUUUUUGCUUUUGUAAUAUGGAAAGAUAUUUGGUAUUGGGGCAUCCUAAUGCUCACAAGAUGCCUAAAAAAAAAUCACAGCUUGCCAAAGAUGUAUCCAGUGUGCUAAUCUGUAUAUAAAUACAUCAACAAGUAAUAGUCUUGGCAACAAAUUCUGUUUAAAAUAAUAAAAACAUUUUUUUGUUAAUUCCAAAUAUUGCUUUGUAAGAUUAAACGAUGUAUGAUUUAAAAUUGUGCUGUGUUUCUAUUUAAUGUAUGUAAAUGUGUUGUAUCCAAUUAUUUAAAAAGGAAAAUCUAAACUUAAUUACAA